Cololabis saira (Pacific saury) is the source of this 2171-nucleotide messenger RNA. RefSeq names its product phosphoribosyl pyrophosphate synthetase 1B (gene prps1b). Gene Ontology annotation, biological process: 5-phosphoribose 1-diphosphate biosynthetic process; purine nucleotide biosynthetic process; ribonucleoside monophosphate biosynthetic process. NCBI's taxonomy places the organism in Eukaryota, Metazoa, Chordata, Actinopteri, Beloniformes, Belonidae. The transcript is spliced from 7 exons. Bases 160 to 1122 code for a protein of 320 amino acids. Gene Ontology annotation, molecular function: ribose phosphate diphosphokinase activity; ATP binding; magnesium ion binding. Gene Ontology annotation, cellular component: cytoplasm; ribose phosphate diphosphokinase complex. The record is from RefSeq and is a predicted model, not a curated record.
CGGGGGAGAGUCGUGCUCGUGCUGUGCGGGGCAUAAUGGAGGAUAGGUAGUGGAGGCUGUGAGGCUCGCUGAGAGGAGCUCGUCAACCCUUGGUCUAUUUCUGCUGCUCGUCUCGGACGCUCCUUCGGUCGCUCGCACUGAACCCUGGAUCGCAACAAGAUGCCGAACAUCAAGAUCUUCAGCGGCAGCUCGCAUCCCGACCUGUCGCAGAAAAUAGCCGACCGUCUGGGUCUGGAGCUGGGCAAGGUGGUCACCAAGAAAUUCAGCAACCAAGAAACAUGCGUGGAGAUAGGGGAGAGUGUGCGUGGAGAAGACGUCUACAUUGUGCAGAGUGGCUGUGGCGAGAUAAACGAUAAUUUGAUGGAGCUGCUGAUCAUGAUCAACGCCUGCAAGAUCGCCUCAGCCUCCAGGGUCACAGCUGUUAUCCCCUGUUUUCCUUAUGCCAGACAAGACAAGAAGGACAAGGUGGGGAGCCGGGCGCCGAUAUCCGCCAAGUUGGUUGCCAACAUGUUGUCAGUUUCAGGAGCAGACCACAUCAUCACUAUGGACCUGCAUGCGUCACAGAUACAGGGUUUCUUUGAUAUCCCCGUUGAUAACUUGUACGCAGAACCAGCUGUGCUGAAAUGGAUCAAAGAGAACAUCCCUGAAUGGAAAAACUGCACCAUUGUGUCUCCUGAUGCAGGAGGAGCCAAAAGGGUCACGUCAAUAGCAGACCGGUUGAAUGUGGACUUUGCCCUGAUUCACAAAGAGAGGAAAAAGGCAAAUGAGGUGGACCGCAUGGUUCUCGUGGGAGAUGUGACGGAUCGGGUUGCCAUCCUUGUGGAUGACAUGGCGGACACGUGCGGGACAAUCUGUCAUGCUGCUGACAAACUCAUUUCUGCAGGUGCCACCAAGGUAUAUGCCAUCCUGACCCAUGGCAUAUUUUCUGGCCCAGCCAUCUCCCGCAUCAACAAUGCAUGCUUUGAAGCCGUGGUGGUCACUAACACAAUUCCUCAGGAGGAGAAGAUGAAGCAUUGCUCCAAAAUACAGGUUAUAGAUAUCUCUAUGAUCCUUGCAGAGGCCAUCCGCAGAACUCACAACGGCGAGUCUGUGUCGUAUUUGUUCAGCCACGUUCCCCUGUAGCAACGCCAUCAUCUGUGUGCUACUAACACCAAAACAUGAGAGGAGGGAAAUCCCCAAACACUACCAUUAACAAAGAUGAUUGGUGAUUGUGGAGGGAAAAAAGAGAGAAAACGUUGUCUGAAUGAACUGUCAUGUCUGUUACUAACGCUGAGCUGAUAUCACUCCUGUCCCCUCCCCCUCUGAGCGGCAUCCCUUCAUGUGUUGGGGGCCAAAGCAGUCGUGCAUUACCAAAUUAGACUGGCAUAUAUAUAAAUAUUAGAACAUGGAUAAAUAACUUCUUAUCCACUUGGAACUAUUUCUUUCUUUCAUUACAUGUAGUAAACAGAAUUCUCUUUUUCAUUGUAUCUCCCUUGGAGUCAGUUCAGCCUGUUAAAGAGCUCAUAUAAAUAUCCAUGCCAGGUCCCAGUGCUCAGGAGAAGCGUCUGGCAUGUAAAGCUGUUACAUUGCUUUUUGUUACAAUGAGUGAGUGUAGUUUUUCAUGUUGCUCUUACUAUAUGUUGUUUUAACGAUUAUAAUCAAUGAAGUGAAUGUGUAUUGAACUAGUUUACAGUGCCACUGAAGCUCCACUCAACCAAGAGUGCCUCAAAAGUCUGAAAUGAAAUGACAUUUCCUCAUUGUUCAUCUCAUUUCCCUUUUGUUUUUCGCUAAGUAUUCUGACUGGAAAAAAAAACCCAAACUUGUCUCGACAGGCUGGAAACAUUUUUUGAAGGGUGUUUCUUUCGACUCUUGAGGUGCCCUCAUUGAGUGGGGUUUGCCAGGUGUCAUAAAUUUAUCCUUUGAGAGUUCAGGAUUGAAAUGUGUCGGUAGAGAAGCCGUCGGGUUUUUAGCUUGGGGUCUCUGCAGGCUGGAGCUUCCUUCAGAAAUGUUAACCUGCUGUUUUUGUCUUUUUUUUUUUUUUUUUCUUUUUUUUGACUGUCUGGAGGAAGGAUGUGUAAUUGAUGUGCAUUAUCCAAACCUUUGUGUUUUCUUUUACAGUAGGAUGAAUGCAUCGGUUAUUUCAGGGUGCAUUCUUAAUAAAUUUGAGUAUGCGUUAAAGAUGGCAAACAUGA